GUUAUUCUAAAAAACAUAUAUUUUAUAGAUCUUUCUCCCCUUUUUUUUUUCUUACCUGUAGCGUGUCGUUAGCGCUAGUGCGUUCCCGACUUUUCCAAUCGAAUAUCUUAUAUCUUAUAGUUAAUUCCUUAUCGACGAGUCGUAGUCGGUGCAACAGUGUUAUCAGCAUUAGUGCAACUUGUUCAACGUUCAACACGAUAAAGAAACAGUUAGAGGAAGAUUAUGCAACAGUUAAUAUUGGAUAUUGGUAGGAAAAAACUGUGUUAGAUAACGGUUCCAUCGUUCAUAUAUUCGUGCGAGAGGCUCUUUUGACGGCAGUCGCCGCGUCAUCUUGCUAUCUGGAGACGUGGGUCACCUGAGACACGAUGGAGCAUAUCAUAUGUUACAUACAAAUCAUAAUACUGACUAUCCUCCCUAUUUGGAUAUAUCUCUGGUUCGACAAACGCAAAAUACAUCAGCUCUCGCUCUAUCUAGGUCUAGAUAUACAGUUUUCUCUGAAACUAUGGUGGGCACUCUGGUGCAUUUCUAAAGAGAAAAAGACCAAAAGUAAAUUUACCGAUGGCGAGAUAACAUCCAAUUUGAAGGAGAUAUUUAAGCCAUGCCCGGAUAAUCCGCGAAUUAUCAUGGACGAGAAUAGUUGCGACAGUGUACUUUUCUACGGCGCGGAUCAGCAAGGUAAUUCGUUAUUUGUCAAAAUGAAUCAUAGAGGAUAUCGCAUAACGGAGUCAGCCUUGCAAGUGACCUUGUCGGAUGGCCGAGUCUACGUGUUACCCGAUUAUCCCCAUACAGUUGUGAUGGACGGUACUGGCCAGAAAUGGUCGGCGUCGGGUCUAAAAAUUGAGUUAUUGGAACCACGAAGACGUUGGAGAAUUACUUACAACGGUCUCCUCCGUAAUCAAUGUUUCGACGAUGCGCUUAGCGACGACAACGUGGAACACAUUCGUUUAAAUUUCAUAUUUAUCGGAAAUUCUUCGUUCGAAUGGCCGGGCGACUGGAGUACUCGUUUGCACGCGGCCGCUUUAGCGCACGAGCCGUGGAAAGGCCCCGAUUGGAUGCACAAAAUCAAACUACUAGACUACACGGGUUUCGAUCAAUGGGGCUCUGCUAUCGGACAAGUCACGUUCAAAGACUCCACAGCGAGUGCAUUGUAUUUACGUGGGUUUUGUCAACGACGUUGGGGCAAACACGAAUUUGAUCAAUUCCAUCGAACCGUCACGUUUCUCGGUGUAGCGGCAUCAGGAGCGAUGUACUGCCUUGGUGUGAGCAGAAGCAAAAAUAGUUUUUCACACAUGAGGUUCGGUCAUGUGAACAAUACCAACGAGACGCAGUCUAAAGUCGAUUGGACGGAUCUGACAAUGGAGGACUUUGAGAAGCAAGGAGACUACGUUCCCGCAAACUACAGGAUUAAAUUUCGAGCGAAUGCUGUCGAGUACGAUGCCGUUAUCAAUCACACGGGGAGCGAGGCGAUCAAUUAUUACAACGGGCAACCGUGGCGUUGGGCAGUCUCAAUUCGUAAUUUACAUAUAAAACUGAACGGCAGCAAAGGUGCCGGGCUGAUGAUCGUGUGUUAUCCGCACCGAACCGGACCGAACGAAAUGAAAGUACCGACCGCGAGAAUUCAGCACUUGAAACGACCAGAGACGUUGAUGCACAGGGACAAUUUCGUUCUACACUUUGCUGAUAAGCAAUGUCAGAAUGAGAGCGUCGUCGGAGGAAAGGGAUGUUCACUUGCAAUUUUAACGUCCAUCAAAACCGAUGAUUUCGUGAUACCCCGAGGCUUUUGCGUAACGAACUUUGCUCUGGAACGGCAACUGGAGCAUGACAAACAGUUGCGGGACAUGAUCACCGAUAUAGUAGACGUCGGUUGCACAAUCGGUCGCAACAAGAAGGAGGAGGAUCUCAAGAAUUGUUGCGAGAAAACCGUCUCCGUCGUGCAAAACACUCCCGUGGAAGAGCACGUGAAGCAAGCCAUACUGGACGCUUUGAAGAAGUUGGAGUCGUAUGACGAGAUGAAUGGGGGUGAAACAAACACGGCAAACAAUCGAUACGCCGUGAGGUCCAGCGCUAUCGGGGAAGACAGCGAGGAAACCUCAGCCGCUGGUCAGAAUUCGACGUAUCUGGGCGUACAUACCGCCGACGGCGUUAUUGAGAGUGUCGCCAAAUGUUGGGCCAGUCUAUAUUCGUAUCAGAGCGUCGAGUAUAGACGGCAAAAUGGACUGCCGUUGAAAGCGUGUAUGGGCGUUUGCGUUCAGAAGAUGGUCAACGCGGAAGCGGCCGGUGUUAUGUUCACCAGACAUCCCACGACGGGAGAUCCGUCCAGCAUUAUUAUUACAGCCAACUACGGUCUGGGAGAGACAGUGGUAUCAGGGACAGUCGAGCCCGACACCUUGACGAUUCGCAGAAAGUGGGACAACACUCUGGCUGUAAGCGCCACGGUGCUAGGUAGUAAAGAGCACAAGAUAUCAUUAAGCGACGAUGGCGUGAUGAUGAAUAAUCUCAGUGAAGGGGAAACUCGGAAAAUUUCAAUAUCCGACGCAAUCGCUCUGCGUGUCGCUGAGAUAGGUUUGCAUCUAGAAUCUUUCUUUGGAUCCGCUCGAGAUGUGGAAUGGGCGGUUGUCGAUGAGCAGAUUUAUCUGCUACAAGCGCGACCCAUCACCACCAUCAACGCUUGGACAGAUUUUGAGCUCACGCAUGAACUAGAUUCGGGUGUGCCUGCUGACGUCGACCUCAUGACUUUCGCCAACGUUGGCGAAGUAUUGCCGCGUCCUGUCUGCCCCUUGUCAAUUACUACCAUUUUAAGAGUUUUGAAUAUGUCGGUUGGCUUGAAGAGUUUUGGUUACAACUGCAAUUACCUCCAUAUGGUCGGUAUGAGAUGCGCCAUGAAUUACUGCAUCACGUCUCUGCGGAAUAUUGGUAAGAAGAUUACGAAGUUAAAUAAAAUGGCAGACAUAGCCGUUUGCGGACAGGUAGUAACAACUCCUGAAGUACACAUGACUGCUGUGAGGAAACUCGGCGUCGCGGGUAUAAAGCAGGUGGUGCACGAAAUUAUCAACAUGUUCAAAUGGGCAUGGAUAAACGAGCGGAUUGUGAAAGAAGCUACCAAAGUAUAUCACAAAUACGAAUUGAAUGCAAAUGAAUUUCAGACAGCUCACGAGUUAUACAAUGUUAUUAACAAAAAAUACGCAGAGAUUUUUUUGCUAGGAAUGUAUCAUACCCACACGUCGAGAGUAAGCGUCUGCUAUCAGAUGUUGGCAAUGUCGCUUCUGACAGCAAAGAGCAACGACAUCACGCCUGAACACAUCGCGGAUAUUGCUGUUCUUCUCAGUUCCUGCACCAACGUUAUCGGUACCGAAGUGCCGAUAGCUCUCAGUAAAAUAGCAGUAUGCAUCCGGAGAUGCGGCAAGGCGAAGGACUUUGUCAAAGUCGAACCAGCGAAUGCUACAGACUGGUUAAAGUCUAAUUGUCCUGCAGCAGCGGAAGAGCUGCUAGCCUUUUACGAUAUGCACGGCCAUAGAUGUGUUCAAGAAAUGGACUUUAUCUCAGAACCAUGGAUACUUGAGCCUGAUACCAUCAUCAGCACGAUACAAUCACUGGUGACGUCCAUCGAAGAGAAUUAUGUAUGCAAAACGCUCAGCGUUCAAGAAACCAUAGCGUCUUUGAAAACACCCAUGCCAUCGGUCACCAAGUGGUUUUUACAAAAGGUGAUACCUCUUUCGCGUAAAGCAGUUACCCGCAGAGAAAUGACGAAGAACUUUGCGGUGUUCGCCAUACAUAAAAUGAGAAUGGCUUAUAGACGACUCGGUAUUCUGAUGGUGAAGGAAAAUUACAUACCCGAUGAAAAUCUCAUAUUUUUCCUGACAAAUUAUGAGAUUGCGCGACUCUUGAAUAGCCAUCAUAAUCCGUUAAUCGUACGAAAGGCAUUACGUAGGAGGAAAAUUUAUCACCAAGCAUCGAAGGUGGAAUAUCCUGAAUUUUGCACCGGUAUGCCCAUGCCGAUACAGCAGACAUUUGACAUCGCAUUGUACAAAAAUAGCACUAAAGUCGAAGGUACUGCUGUUUGCGGCGGUUCUAUAAUGGCCAGAGCGUGUGUAAUAACGGAUCUAUCCGAGGCGAAAAGUAUACAGCACGGGGACAUUCUCAUCACACACUGCACUGACAUCGGCUGGAGCCCAUACUUUCCGCUAUUAGGCGGUAUCGUAACGGAAUUGGGCGGUCUUAUAAGUCACGGUGCUGUUGUGGCGCGAGAAUACGGUCUUCCUUGCAUCGUUGGAGCCAAACACGCGACGCAAGUUUUUCAAACGGGUGACACUGUCUUGUUAGCUGCAGACGUUGGUACGUUGCAAUUGAUCGAGAAGACUCAACAUGCGUAAUGUCCGCUCCUCUUUUUCUCGCCUAACUCCGCGCCCCCCUUCCCCCCUCCAACAACUGUUACUAUAUAUUACGGUCGUAUAUAUAU
Harpegnathos saltator (Jerdon's jumping ant) is the source of this 4456-nucleotide messenger RNA. Its product is annotated as putative phosphoenolpyruvate synthase. Lineage: Eukaryota; Metazoa; Arthropoda; Insecta; Hymenoptera; Formicidae. Gene Ontology annotation, biological process: phosphorylation. The record is from RefSeq and is a predicted model, not a curated record. Bases 366 to 4370 code for a protein of 1334 amino acids. The transcript has 20 exons. Gene Ontology annotation, molecular function: ATP binding; kinase activity.